Penicillium nucicola is the source of this 1935-nucleotide messenger RNA. RefSeq names its product Hsp70 family protein. Lineage: Eukaryota; Fungi; Ascomycota; Eurotiomycetes; Eurotiales; Aspergillaceae. The record is from RefSeq and is a predicted model, not a curated record. Bases 1 to 1935 code for a protein of 644 amino acids. The transcript is spliced from 8 exons.
AUGCGAGUUGAUAAAGACGUGAAUAAAAGAGACGCGCAUGAUAGCUACUGGGGCCACGAUGACAGCGAUUCGGACUUUGAUCCAUCGAUGGAAGGACUAAACCUCACGGAAAAGGACGAGGUGUUGGUUGUAGGGAUCGACUUCGGAACCACGUUUUCCGGCGUCGCAUACGCAACCGCGAGUGAGUUUCUCAAAGGAACCAUCAGCACCAUUAGCGAAUGGCCAGGCUGCGGUGCAGACGAAGGCAAAGCCCCGACUGAAAUCGAUUAUGAUAAUGGGAUCACCUCGUGGGGCUAUGACAUUCAUCCAGAUGCAGACCCGGUCCGUUGGUUCAAGCUUCUUCUUUUGAAAAACGAGGAUCUUCAGGAUGAUGUGAAGUCCUCCGAGUUCUUCCUUCUUGCCAAGGAAAAGGUCAGGAUGGAGGGCUUGCAGCCGCUUGAUCUAGUGGCUGACUAUCUACGGCUGCUAUGGGCGCAUACCAUGAAGAUGAUUGAAAAGUCCCGGGGAGACCAAUUCCUGCCCGCCCUCAGGUUUCACAUUGUGAUUUCUGUGCCUGCAAUCUGGAAAGGAUACGCGAGACAAAGUAUGGAAGAGGCAGCGAAAAUGGCAGGGCUUUUGGCUCCUCGGGAAAUCGGCAAGACAAGGCUAAGCUUUGUCUUGGAACCUGAAGCGGCUGGAAUGGCGACACUUGCUGAGCCAGAGCACAAGGAGUUGGUCCAAGCUGGUAACGUCUGGCUCAUAUUGGAUGCUGGAGGUGGAACGGUGGAUCUCAUCAGCUACAAAAUUGCAUCGACUUCUCCUAUCACGAUGGAUGAGGCCGUUGAGGGGACAGGAGCCCUAUGUGGUGCAGUAUUAAUUGAUAACGCCUUCCAGGGGCUAUGUAGGAACCGUCUAGGUAGACGCUGGACACUUCUCAGUGCGAUUGGAGUAAAAGAGAUUAUGAAGGACAAAUGGGAGAGAACGUACAAGCGCCAGUUUAUCCCAAAACCAGACUCAAAGGAGGAAUACGUCGUCCCCAUCCCCGCCGAGGCUUUUGUGAAUACCGGGCAAGACGAUUUAUCCCAGCUUCCGCAUAUCAAGAAGGCUCGGAUAUACUUCCGACAAUCCGAUAUAAUGAAGGCAUUCACGGAGUCAUUCAACAAAAUUGACGAAUUGGUGAAGGAGCAAAUGGGAAAGAUCAAAGAGAAGGGUCUUAAACUCAAGGGAAUCAUUCUCGUUGGUGGCCUAGGGUCGAGUCCUUAUCUUUAUCAACAUCUGAAAGAUCAACAUACCAAGGCCGGACUGACAAUCAUCCAAUCCUUGGGAACGAAACCACGGACAGCAAUAUGUCGCGGGGCAGUCUACAAAGGUUUUGCGGAAGACCAACUUAUGGGCACAGAGGGUGACGAUGAUGACGAGAGCUCAAUGAGGAUGAAAACUCCCUACAUCCCGGCGCCCAUUCAGGUGACAUCAACUAUUGCUCGCUACAGUCUCGGAACAGUAUACUACACGUUGUUCGAUCCCCUCAAACACAGUCGGUCCGAUCCAGACUACGAAUGGUCUGCCGAUGAAGGCGAUUAUGUGAUAAAUAAUCAAAUGACCUGGUAUAUCCGCAAGGGAGAAAACAUGUCCAAACUCGACCCUGUGCGACAUCCCUGGUCUCGUUACGUGAAAAGGAACCAUAGGGGGAGUUUAAACGAUGGGCUUUACCAGUGCGCCAGCAGUGACCCUCCGCAGCGAAUGAACGAUACCGUGAAGCUUUUGUGUGACCUGAAGUGGACGCCCGAUGUUGAAAUAUCCAGUCUAAAGGAUUUUACUAGUGCGGAUGGAAAUCGAAGACUCAAGGUGCUUGAAUACGACAUAGAGAUGGUCCCUUCUGGCGCCUCUAUGGACUUUACGUUCUACGUCAAUCAUCGCAAGCAGGCGUCCCACAACGUCAAAGCCGAAUAUGAUUAG